Patella vulgata (common limpet) is the source of this 8549-nucleotide messenger RNA. RefSeq names its product mucin-2. Bases 350 to 3247 code for a protein of 965 amino acids. The transcript has 8 exons. Gene Ontology annotation, biological process: regulation of transcription by RNA polymerase II; anatomical structure development. Gene Ontology annotation, molecular function: RNA polymerase II cis-regulatory region sequence-specific DNA binding; DNA-binding transcription factor activity, RNA polymerase II-specific. NCBI's taxonomy places the organism in Eukaryota, Metazoa, Mollusca, Gastropoda, Patellidae. The record is from RefSeq and is a predicted model, not a curated record.
ACAAUAUGGCGCGCACCUGAAGCGAAGCUCUCGACUGUAAUAUUUACAUAUCGUAAACGAGCAAGGUGACCCAGUAACCACUCAACUCGCUGAUAAAAUGUAAAAAGCCAACCAACCUUAACCCCGAGAUAAUAUAUAGAACAAUAGAAAAUGGCGAAUUUGUGUGACCACUAGAAACAUAAUUAUAAGUUUUAUCAUCAAAUUUACAACCUGAAUCUUUGUGACAGGCGUUCAUGAAGUCUUAUGAAAGGGUUUGAUGGAAGACAGCCAAUCAGAAACCAUUUUAUAACCUUAAGAUGCACAAUGUUCGUGUAACAUCUCUGUGCUGCCAUCUACGUAUAAUAUUAUCAUGCAGAUAAAACAAGAAACUUGUCACCAGACAAAUGAAAACAAGGACAGUAACUCUGACUCGGAGAAGACAGAGGUAUCAAAGAGUCAACAUGAAGAAAAGGGAGAACAAGAAGACGUGACAAAAGAGACUACUUCUAGUAUAAAUGAUGAGAAUGAGCCUUGGUCAGUCCAGGAAGAAAAAAAGACUGAAUCAGAUAAUAAUGAUAAAUUAACAAGCGAAGAUGCCUCAGCAGUGGCAGCAUUAAAUCAGAACAACGGUAAUGUAGAAAUAACAGCACCUCUAGUCAUUCCCCAGCCCUACUUUCAUUUUCUACAGCAACAAAUGUUACAGACACACUUAUUACAGCAGCAAUCUAUGCUUAACGCUAUAGAUAUAACCAAUAGGUUGAAUGAUACCAAUCAAGAAGGCAGUAUAACCAAUCAACAGACAACAGAACGUAAACUAGGUGAUACAGGAUCAGAUGAUAGUUACGAUUAUGAUGAAGGUCCGCUAACAGAUGAAGAUCUAGAUGACAGUAAACGACAAGUAGACGCUGCAGGAAAUACAGGUACAGCAAGCAGAAAUAUAAAUCAGUAUGGUCGUCAGUUUACAAAUGGACGUCCCCUACCAGAACAUCUACGUGUUCAGAUUCUCCAAUUAGCAUUACAAGGUAUACGACCGUGUGAAAUCAGUCGUCAGUUACAAGUGUCACAUGGUUGUGUCAGUAAAAUAUUAAACAGAUAUCGUAAAACAGGAAGUAUUAAUCCUGGUCAGAUUGGGGGAAGUAAACCAAAGGUCACAACCCCUGAUGUAGUAAGUCGUGUUCGACAGUACAAGAUAGAGAACCCUCAGAUGUUUGCUUGGGAAAUACGUCAGAAAUUAAUACAAGAUGGUAUUUGUACAGAAAAGAAUAUACCCAGUAUUAGCUCUAUAAAUCGUAUUAUACGCGAUAAAGCUAUCACCAACAGAAGAGGGUUCGACUAUAUCAACUCACUAACAGAACAUGAUGAGAUGAGUUUUAGUGAAGAUAUUACAAUGGACUCUGAAACUGUUCAUCGUAUGAUGUCACAGAUCUCACCCAGCUCUAGUUUCACAUCCACCGUCGAUCCCACGAUCAUCAUAGAUACUUCCAAGGGAAGUACCUCUCCAGCCACCAAACCAAUAUCAGUGUCUGUCUCAUCAUCCACAAGCAGUCCCGACCCAUCAACGAAAACAUCACCCAUUGUUUCAUCCACAAACAGCUCUAUUUGUAUUGCCCAAGACGGCAACAUGGACAAAGCCAUUUUAUUACCAAUAGCUCACAGUUCACCAAAGAUUUCUGAUAAAUCGGACAAAACAGAAGAACUUGUUGCCAGUAAAACCAGCCCGAAAGGAAAAGCAGAAAGUUCUCGUCCCACCCUUGAUGCUGUGAUCAAUCAGUUGGCUCUUGCUCAAAGUUCCAGUGCUUUAAAAGACAACGGCGUUGCAAUUAAAAUACUGAAAACGGAACAAGUAUGUGAUGAUGCUUUAAAAGGAGCCCACUCAGUGAACACAAAGUCUAUGUCUGUAUCUUCCAGUCCCACAAUGAUAGAGAACAACGUUACCCAAAGUCCCACCAAUUUUAGCCUCAUGUCACAAAUGAGUCCCAAACUGAAUUCUGCAGUUAAUCACGUCAAAUCGGACAAGAAAGCUGAAGGACGCAUAUCCUCACAGAAACCCUCUCCCCACACUGCGCUACGUGGAUCCAGUCAGUCACCACGGACACCCAUUAAUGGUGGGGUUUACCCCACAAUGCCUUUUAACUAUGAUAAAUUUCCAAAUUCUGGAUCUUUUUACGACUACAAUUUACCUGAUCGGGGAUUGAGCCAGGUUCCACUCACUCCACGAUUUCCAGCAAUGUCUCCACAAGGAAUGAUCAUGGGAUAUUUUCCGAUGACACAAGGUGUGAAAAUUCCUACAUUACCGGUCAUAAGCACACAAAGCACUCCUGAUUCUGGGGCCGGUACCCCAUUGGAUCUGUCGUCCUCUCCAAAGGAAAUAACAAAACCUAAAGCCACACUUUCCCCUGUCAAACAACAGAAGGAAAAACCAAAGUCAACAGCUGUUUCCAUACCCAUGGUAGAACCUCAGAAGCCAAAAUAUGAGCGUAACAUGCUGCUUUUCGGAGAAUCUGAACUAGAAAUUAUUUCAGUAGGGAAGAACAAAUGGAUUAUAAGAAAUGAGAAUGAGAUGUGCGAUUUAGUAUUGACACAGAAAACGUCUCCAAGUGUCAAGAGUGUUGGUAAAUCGGGAUCGAACAUGGAGUCGUGUUCUGUUUCUAGCCUUUUAAAAUCUGGUUGUGAAGAUAGUUUAAAGGGUGCUAUAAACGAGAUCAAUCAAACUAUCAAACAUUGUGACGGGUCUGUCGUUAAAUGGCGGUCAGGCGACCAAGUCGUGUUGUCGUCCGACGACCAAGUAGUGAUAUCUUCAGGAUUAACUGUGAAAGUGCCUGAUCUGGUGGAAAAAGUCUCCAACAAAGAUAAAGUUAGUGAAACCCAAAGAAAUUCAUCAUCUUGCGAAAACAGAACUAUACUUUUACACGAAGGUGAUGAUCAGUUGCCUCCAAGCAGUUUGUUACAGAAGCGAUCUGCUGAAAUUUGUACAUCAGCAACUGACAUACAAGCAUCUAAGAUCCCUAAAUUGUCUGAUUCGGGUAUCAUAGUUCAUCCUGUUAGUCCCUUGAAUCAGACCCAACCGUUGGCUGUUGCUGGGCGCAUGGAUCUACUGUCCCAGCAUCUUCAGUUAAGUCAAUCGACCACACGGUCAAGCUCGUCUCCUUUAUUCAACUUGAUGGCUUCACCUACUGCCACAGCUUUGGUAGCGCCAAAUGAGUCGAGCUCUACAUCCUCAAAUCAAAACUGUCCGGUUUUACAAAAAAUGUUAAAAAAUGCUCAGUAGAGAGGUGUUUCUCAACUGAACUGUAUUUGUAUCCUCUGGUGUUAGAAUAUCUCUGAGCCAAAUACGAAAGUUUUAUCAAAUGUACAUGAGACUAAAGAAAUCCAUAUUUUACUUUUAUUUUUAAUAUGAUUAAUCCAAAGAGGUUUUUGCCAUAUCAUUGUACCGGUUUGUGUAUUUUAUUGUAUCUGUGUCUUUACAUGUACAAAUAUUUGAGACUUUUUAAGUUGUGGCUAUUUCAAGUAAUUUGUGUCUUGUUUUCAAGCAAAGUCCUAAUGAUUUUUCCAUACGAAAAAUACAAGUAACUUAAAAACUUAUGUUCGAUGGGACAUUCCAUGUAGGUUGACGGAUAGUUUUUUGAAACACUUGAUCGACAUGUCUUUUAUUUGUCAAUAUGUUUUGUCAGAAAAAAAUUUAACUGAAUGGUCAAAUACAAUUAGUCCUAUAUUAAAACUUAUCUUUUUAACCUGUAACAUAUAUAUACAUGUAUAACGACAGCAUUAAAGUAGAUAAGCACUUUGAUUUAGAUCAAAACAAAUUAUUGAAUUGGUUUGAUCCCAUGUGUUGUUCCAAUUAACGAUUGGGCAUGCUGCAUACAUAUAAAUUUUGGUUUGGAAAGAUAAAGAGGAAGUCGGCUUGUUUACUAAUUUCAAGCACCUGAUAAGAGUGAAAUGCAAGCAGUAAAUGUUUUGUGUCGUCCCAAAAAAUUUCUUCCAUGAAUACAAUUAAAAUGGUGAUUGACAAAACAAUUGGUCAAGAAAUUAAGGAUGCUGACAUGAAAAUCAAAUGCUAUUUUGAAAGAUGCCAUUCUUGUGAUUCACCUCGUUUGGCCCAAAGCUUCAUUAGGACCUGUUGACACAAUAUUUCUAUUCAUAGGCCUGCACGUUGAUAGGUCUGCUAGUUGAUAGCGACAAGUACUGUUAAAAGCUCUGAUUCAUGUGGGAAAAUACAGGAUUUCACGCGUGCCUUACAGGUGUGUCUUAGAAUAAGCUUAAAAGUCAUAAAAUCAAUCUGUUGAGUUGGCCAUUACUUUUCGGGUUUGACACACGGUAAACAAACUGGCUAUUCAUUUCAUUACCUCACAAUGUAUUAUUACAUGUAUAAAUUACAGACAUACAUAAUAGAAAUAGAUCUUUGAAUAUGACUUUCAUAUUUCUACAUAGGUUGACUAAAUACAGGAUUUUAAAUAGACCAACGAAAAUUAACAGAUUUGCUGUAUAUAUCAAUCAACCUAUACCAAUUUGCAUCAAAAUAUACUUUUUGAAUCCAGGAAGCAAAUUUAUGCGUUAAGGAGACCUCUGGUCUGAUACUACUAUUAUACCUCCACAACAAUGGCCUCCUAACUUCAAAUUGGUACAUGCUAUUGUCUCAGAUGUCACUAAAUAUGGACUGGACUAAAAGGUGAAACUCAUAUUGUAUAUAAUUAACAAAUUAUUCUAUAAAGUUGCUUGUUUCCAGAAUAACAGAUUUUAUUUUAUGCUGUCGAAGGUCACUUAAAUAAAACAAUGUUUAGAUAGUAUACACAGUGUGUAUUUUAAGUUGUGACAAAAUAGUCCCAGUUGUUAUGGAUAUUAGCUUCAAUUGUUUUAUGUUGUUACAGUAUAAUACCAUCUGAUUCUAAUAAGGGUUUAUUAUGUUUCGAUCAUUUAUUGUUAUUUUGUUGUUUUUUUUACAUAUGUCAUUUUCUGUUUUAUGGUCACAGGAACUUUUUGAGCAAUCAGAUUGUGAAUUAUGAAAAUAUUAAAUAAAAGUGAUUCUGGUUGGUUUAGAUGAUGUAAUUUAUUUUAAGUUAGUAUUUAGGUCAAAUCGGGCAGAAUAUGAAAAGAGUUUUAUAAGCUUUUGGAUUGUGUAUUUAGCAGUUUAUAUUUUGAUAAUUCAUUAUUAUAAAGAUGCAGUACUUUCUGUCUUAUGCUUAGUGAAACAUAAAUUUUUACUUUUUAUGUUAUGCUAGUUCUAUGGGGAAAAUAUGAGAAUACAUAUAUAUUUUAUGUGUACAAGAAGGGAAAUAUUUAUAUGUGGUUUUCAGUAUUGGAUGUAAAGCAUACAUGUAUGUUCAUAUCUUACUUUUUAAUUUUCUUUUUUAAUCCUUGAACUUACAUUAAUUGAUUUAAAAUGGAACUGAAAUCGUUUAACAUGAAGGUACAUGUAAAUGAAAUUUGAAAUCGUCUUUGCAUCAAUUUUGAUAAAAGUUUGUGAAACUUAAACAAAUGGGGGACAAAUUUUAUCCCAUAUUUUGAGAAAUUCAUGUACUUACGCCUGCAUUAUAGUAUAUCUGUAAUGUCUAUUUAUUUUUGGUGUUAUUAUUCAAGACAAAUGUGAUCAGUAUCAACCAGAUUAGUGAAGUAUAUAUUGAAGUACACGUAUGUUGGAUCUCCAAGAAUAUGAUUGCUGAUGAUGUCUUGUUUGUUUUGUUUUUUGUUGUUAAUAAGUGUAGUGCUAAGUUAAUUUAUUAACUAACUUUGUAGUGGCCAACAUUGUGCUAUAAAUAUAUUAUAAAUAUAACUAUUAUAUACAUUGUAUCUUGUCUUAAUAUUUGGUUUUAAUCAUAUAUAUAUAUCUCAUUUUACAUCCUUCAUUAAAGUUUGGAUGAAGAUCCUGUCACUGUGCCUGAAUAUAUUGUACGUUUACAAAUUAUUAUUACAAAAUGGGAAAAUAACAUAAAAAGAUCAUUUUGUUCGUAAAUUAAGAAUGGAAAUUAUAUGUUUGUUUUUAUUAUUAAUGUGCUUGUGUUAUUGUUAUAUUAUAUAUAUAUUGUAUCAUAUUAUCAAAUAUAUCAUUAAUAUUUUAUUUGUGUAUUUUUCAUCUAAUGAAACUUAUGUAAAAGGCAUUUUUAUCCAUAAACCAAAUUGCUGAAAAUUAUUUUUUGUGGGGGAGAAUAUCAGUAAAUGUGCUUAAAGCACCCACAUGGCAGAAUUGAAAGUAAAAUACAAAGUUGAAGAUCAUACCCGGUCGGAAGUACUUUUAUUUAAAAAUCAUUUUUGUAGAAAAUAUUAUUCAGAUUGAUAAAUUAUAACUACAGUAUAGCCAUUUAAAGUUUACAUUAGUUUUUGUUGAUUUCACACUGCCAUCUUGUUUUAGAAAUAGUAAUGUGAGUUUAUGUUUGGGGUUUGUAAUAUAUCAAGAAAGAACCAAAUAUAAUUUAGUUUUAGUAUUAUGUAUCUUUAAGGACAAUCUUUGACCAUCUAGGGAAAACAGCCCAUUGUAGCAAACAAUCAACGAAAUGAAAAGAUACAAUUUGAACAAGAACCCCUUACUCUUCUACCUAUAUCUGUUUAUUUCUAAUAUAAUAAUUGACAGUAAUUUGGUUUGUGAAUAUUUUAUUUUGUGUGUUGAUGAAACAGUAUUGAGAAAGCCAAAUGACCUGUGUUUUGAUUGAAUAUAUAUGUAUCUCUCUCUAUAUAUAUAUAUUUAAAUAUGAAAGGUAUAUAUAUGUCACGGUAUUUAGUGUUUGGAUAUGUUAAGAUAUAUAGUAACCCCGUUUGUGAUAGUGACCUUUGUUUUAAUUUCAAGCCAAUAACUUUAAGUAUCAUUUAUUUCUACUUGUAAAGUCUGAUAUAAAAUUUUGAUAGUUACUGUCUGAACAACAACCUAAUUUCAAAAAUGAAAGUAAGAUUCUAACAAAUAAAUUAUACCGGUACCCUCUAAUUUCAAAACAACACUUUCUGUUCAUCCAAGAUUUUUUUUUAUUCUUUUGAUGGAUUAUUCUUCUAUUUAUUAUAAAAUUUACUUACAAAUUUGGAAUAAUUCUUGUCACUUAAUAUCGCCUAAUUUUAAUCAAGACUUUGCACUGUAGAAGAUGGAGGCAAUUUAAUUUUUAAAAUUUGUAGAAUGUAGUUUUUUUUUAACUAAAGGUUACUAAAGAAUAAAUAUUGUUUAUAAUAAUAGAUUAAUGUAUUAUAAAUAUAGUCACAGAGCUUUAAUAUUUAUUAAUUAUUUGUUAAAUCAUUAUUAUUAUGUGAGGUGUUUUAUUCUGUGAGAGACAAUAUAAGAUUUGUUUAGCGGAUUCCCCACCUAGGCUAUUUUGCGAUAUAAAGUUAGCUCAUGAGUCUAUAAAAUUGAAUUUGAAAGAUAUAUGGGGAAAAAGGGUCCCGAUUUGAUUUAACUUAGGUAUCUACUUUAACUCGGGUCGUUGCUAGAAACUUUGAGGUUUUUGAUUCCUUUUCAAUGAAUUAACUGAAUAUUUCGACACUUGUAUACAUUUUUGAAAAUUAAAUGUACUAAGAAUUAAGAAUUCAAUAAUUAUUUCAAUAAUUGUUAGAAUUUUAAAUAGAAUCCACUAAACUUUCCCCAUAAUCAAUUUUAACCAAGCUUUAGUAGUUUAUCUCUUGUAGCCUAUGAGGCUGUGAACCUUAUAUUGUCUCUGGCAGUCAUUGUUUUGUUGUUUUAUAAAUCAUUGUCUUUGUUAAAUAUCAUUUUAAAAUAAAGCUGUUGAUGACGAUUAUACCAAAGAUUAAACAUUGUUUAAAUAUGAUUAUGUAGAUUGCUUUUAUUAAUGUCUUACAGAUAAUUAUGUUAGUUUUAAGUGCAAGUGCUUAUUGUGAUGUCAUGUUACUAAAUCCAUUUUAAGUUUAAUUCUUUAAGUAUACAAAUAUGAAAGUGAUAUCCACAAAAUGAUAUAGCAAAAUCAGCACUGCUAUUUAACAAUUCUAGAAUUAGGAAUCAUUGAUAGUUAAAUUUAAAAUUUGAUAAUCUAUUUUAGGAAAUGGUGAUAGUUUACUCCUUUAAACUCACUGAUUACCUGCACAUUACCUUAACACCCAACAUUCUGCAUUAAACUCCCCUGUAUGUUCGGAAAAUUGUUAUAUCUUUUUAGAGGAUAUGGCGACUCUUGGUCGCCUGUGAGAACCUCAUGGACCAUUCUUGUAAAAUUACCGACAUGAUCUAGAGGCAGAUCUAAAUCCUAUUAUCCGGAAAUAACCUGUCCAAAGGAAAUACGAUAGUGAGAGACCUAGUGGUUUUCGAAGAAAUUAUUGCACGUAAAUUGUCUACAGGAGUUAAAAAAAAACUCUAACGUCCAAAAUAAAUUUUCAAAAGUGUAUUUAAGAGCAGCUACAAGAUUUGUGUUAGAAGUCAAUAUUUCGUGUGUAGAUCAGGCGGCUUGUUUAUAACUUACACACAUUUUUAUUAUCUUAGAUUAUGGAUAUUUUUUAUUAUAAUACAUUUUAAUUCGACAUGAAAACUAAUGGAAUAGAAGAAGAAAUUAUAUUUGAUAAUCUGUUACAUCUUGAUAUAAAUGUUUUUUGGUGUGCUCCUUGUGUUAGAAUAUCAUUUCUGUAUGACAAUCAAUAAAAUCUACAACAAAUGA